CGGAACGGUCGCCCAAUGGUCGAAAUUCGACCAUAAUUAAUUUAAAUUAUAAGUUUGAUGAAUACAAUCUCAUCUCAAUCACUAGCACUGUUUCAAAUACUUGAUAGAAAUAAAUGUACAAUAGUAACAACAGAUAAGAGUUCUGACGAGAAAGCGAAUACUAUGCGUCUGCUGGGGUCAGAAGUGAUUUCAUUAAAAACAACGAAAUCUCCAACAGCUAUAGCUCGGCAAAUUAAGGAUGCUAAUCCAGAUACUGUCGUUAUGGUCAGUCAGUUUGACAAUGACAUCAAUCCAAAAACUCAUUACGAGCACACGGCCGAAGAAAUAUUAUCAGCGUUACCGAAAAUCGACAUGGUUGCCAUGGGAGCUGGGACUGGAGGCACGUUUAGCGGUAUUUCAGCAAAAAUUAAAUCCGUAAACUCUAAAUGCGUCAUAGUGGGUGCGGACCCAGACGGUUCCACUAUGUUUAACGUUCAAGGACCAUCACAUCCAUUUUUGGUAGAAGGAAUAGGCGGCUCUAGGAUACCCAUUACAUUGGAUAAGUCUCUAUUAGACGAAGUUGAAGUUGUCACCGACGAAGAAACCUUUUUGAUGGCUAGAGAGCUCGUCAAAUUAGAAGGAAUAUUGUGUGGCGGUAGCAGCGGCACAGCAAUGGUAGCCGCAAUAAAAGCUGCAAAGAAACACAAUUUCGGUCUUGGAAAACGUAUAGUCGUUAUUAUGCCUGAUGGAAUCCGCAACUACAUGAGUAAAUUUGUCAGCGACCAAUGGAUGGAAGCGCAUCUUUUUAAAGAACCACCACAGCAUACUAUGGUGUGGUGGAAGGAUCCAAUUACGAAUCUGGUAGUGUACAAUAAUUAUCCAAAUAUUAAUACGAAUUCUACUUGUGAAGAUGCAUUAUUGACAAUGGUUAGUGCCAACGACGGUGAUGUAGCUAUUGUGGUGAAUGACAAAGGUUGGUUAGUGGGUGCCGUUUCCAAAGACUCCUUCCGCCACAAUGCAACCAAUCCAACUAAACUACCACAAGAGGACUCCGAAGAUUUCAACUUUCAAGAUCCAGUGACAGAUCACUUAAUAAAAAACUGUUACACGUUGACAAAGAACGGAAAGAAAGGAAUACCGACCAUUGGACUUAUUUCGCGGAUACUCGACAUAACACCAUUCGUGAUUGUUGGAACUACUGAAAAAUCUGCAGAGGAAGAAAAUUUUCGUCCGGAAUUCGUCGUUACUGGAAACGACGUCUUAAACUACAUAUAUUGCUUAAAAAUAUACAAAAUGACUACUUCCAAUUACGUAGAAACAAAAAAUGGAUCAUCGAACGGCGUUGGGAAAUUUUUCAAUCUUCAAGAAAUGCCCCACAUAGUAAAGGCGCUAGAUAGAAAUCAAAAAAUACAGCCUGAUAUUCUCCAUGUGAUUGGAAAUACUCCAUUAGUGAAACUUACAAAAAUACCUAACGAUGAAGGUAUUCUCUGUGAUAUAUAUGCUAAAUGUGAAUUCUUGAAUCCUGGUGGUUCUGUAAAGGAUCGCAUUGCAUACCGGAUGGUGAUAGAUGCUGAACAACAAGGUAUAUUGAUACCUGGGAAGUCUGUUAUUAUAGAACCAACAUCAGGCAACACUGGCAUUGGGUUGGCUCUAGCUGCUGCUGUUAAAGGAUAUAGAUGCAUUAUAGUGUUACCAGAGAAAAUGUCAGACGAGAAAGUGAAUACUCUGAAAGCUCUCGGCGCAGAGAUCGUGAGGACACCCACGGAAGCAGCGUGGAACGACCCGGAGAGCAACAUAAUGGUCGCGCGCCGGAUGGCUACCGAAAUACCCGACGCUGUUGUACUCGAUCAGUACAAUAAUCCAUGCAACCCACUGGCACAUUACGACGGGACUGCAGAGGAGAUCCUGUGGUCAUUGGAUGACAACGUGGACAUGGUGGUGAUUGGUGCAGGCACCUGCGGCACUAUCUCUGGUGUCGCGCACAAAAUCAAGGAGCGCUGCCCCAAGUGCGUUAUAGUCGGUGUAGAUCCCUACGGUUCCAUUCUGGCACAACCAGAAGACCUUAACAAGAGUGAUGUGCAAGUUUAUGAGGUGGAAGGCAUCGGCUACGAUUUCUUGCCGCGCUCUCUCGACAGAACAGUGAUCGAUAAAUGGGUAAAAACCGACGACCAUAACUCAUUACAAAUGGCUCGCAGACUCAUAAGAGACGAGGGAUUACUUUGCGGCGGCAGCAGCGGAUCUGCCAUGUGGGGUGCGAUUCAAGCUGCCAAAACCCUAAAGGCAGGCCAGAAAUGCGUUGUACUACUCCCCGACAAUAUACGAAAUUAUAUGACCAAAUUCAUCUCUGACCAGUGGUUAGAAGCGCGCAACUUCAAAAAAGUUGCCAAAAACGAGACAGUAUGGUGGUGGGAACACUUAGUAAUAGACGACAUAUUUCAGCCUGCCGUUACCAUAUCUGAUAAAAGUACGCCAUUACAAGCUCUCGAGAAACUAAAACAAACAAAGGCGCCUCUUUUAACCAUUGUGAAUGAUGCGGGAUCUGUAGUCGGAGUGUUCACGGCAGACAAUGCGCGACAAAGGUUGGCCAACUUAUCUGGCUCGACGACAGAUAACCUCGACAAGUUCACAGUGAAGAAAUUUUACAAAGUAGACCUCUCCUUGAAACCUACCCUGGGACAUGUCUCAAGAAUGCUCGAUAUCGCACCAUAUGUCAUUGUUGUAAAAUCAGAGACGACAUCACAGGUUCAAAGACCUGUCGGUGUGGCGACAUCGGACGACCUCCUUACAUAUACAACAGAUAGUAAACAUUUGAAUGGUAAAUAGAAGACUGAUGUAAACAAAAGAACGUAUUAAAGAAUCAUCAUAAAAGUAAAGCCAUGCUUCAGAAGGAAUGUAUGUAAAUGCUAUAUAAUUAUAUAUAGGGUGUAAUGAAAUAGGUACAGAUCAUUAAUAAUAAUAACUAAAUAGGCAUUAGUGAAACUGUAAAACAUUUUUCUUCCCUCAUAGUGAUUGUAAAAUAAUGCCUAGUAGCUAUUAGUUUUUUUUUAAGUGUUUCAUUAAAAUUGCUCCUAGAGAUAUAGAUCUUCCUAGGUAUUUCUAAAAUACUGUAGAAAAAUAUUGAUGUAAAGCUGUAUAAUUUGACUACUGCAGUAAUGUACCUUUGACAAUUGGAGUAUAUUAUUUAUUACAUUUGUUAUUCAAUUAUUUUAGAAGUGAAGAGAUAUCGCUAAUAAAUGACUUGAGAAGUAUAAAUUGUUUAAAUUUAUAACAAGAAC
This is a messenger RNA of Achroia grisella, 3254 nucleotides long. RefSeq names its product cystathionine beta-synthase. Gene Ontology annotation, cellular component: cytoplasm. NCBI's taxonomy places the organism in Eukaryota, Metazoa, Arthropoda, Insecta, Lepidoptera, Pyralidae. The coding region runs from base 58 to 2802 and encodes 914 amino acids. The transcript has 18 exons. Gene Ontology annotation, molecular function: cysteine synthase activity; cystathionine beta-synthase activity. The record is from RefSeq and is a predicted model, not a curated record.